This is a messenger RNA of Durusdinium trenchii, 498 nucleotides long. Lineage: Eukaryota; Dinophyceae; Suessiales; Symbiodiniaceae. The record is from the annotation of a GenBank genome assembly.
AUGGUGCCUGGAGAAGGUUUGGAAGAUGUUGAUCCAGAAGAGGCCAAACUGUCUUUGGAGGAGCUCCAACUGGAAUCUGACAUUCGUGCAUUGGAGAUGGAGAUCAGCAUCAUGGACAUGAAGCGCCAGAUUGAGGUCCAAGAGGAACAUCUGGAAAACUGGCAGCAGGUGCUGUCCAAGGACAAGGCUGGGCGCCUACAAUGUGAAAAACUGAGGGAGGCCCAGGAGGAGCUUGCCCAACUGCGCGCCAAGUGUGCUGCCAUUGAAGCACAGCGCCCUCCACGAUUGCCUAGCCCUACCAGAGCUGCAGUGGAACAAUCUCCCCGAGAGACGGCUCCAGAAGUGGCACCACCAGCUACCAUUGAGCGUGCUGGCGAGGCAAAGGGCGGAGUUCCAGGGCUGCUGCCGCCGCAGCAGCUGCAGCCGUUGCAGGAGGCCAAAACUCUGGCCUUCGUGGCGGCUAUGAAGCUUCACGGGUUAUAUCACAUAGGUAGCUAG